Darwinula stevensoni is the source of this 879-nucleotide messenger RNA. NCBI's taxonomy places the organism in Eukaryota, Metazoa, Arthropoda, Ostracoda, Podocopida, Darwinulidae. The record is from the annotation of a GenBank genome assembly.
AUGAGUGGGGAAAACUAUAACCCGGGCUGUGAUGGUCGACCAGGGCGACCCUCGUCUCGAUAUCCGCCCUGGGAAUAUCAGGAGAGUCCCAAUCCCCGCCGAUACCUUUCCCAUCACGACUAUUACGAUGGGUACGGGUCUAGGCGACAGCAGGAUUACAUCCCGCGGGCUUAUCAACUACCAUCCCUGGCCCGGGGUGACCCCGAUCCCUACUUGUUGGACGCUGCAGUCCCUCGUCGGCCGCAACAGGCACAGGGCCCCGGACUCGGUUAUCCAUCCUACCGGCCCGAUCACUCUCCCAUCAAAUCAUCUUCAUCUCCUUCAUCCCGCGGUGAUAUCAACAAGGACCAGCAACUGCAUCAGCGGCCUCAUUUCGGCCCCACUGAGAACCAGCGGAUCGCUGUCGUGAAGCCCAUCAAGCAUUCCGCCUCUGCUCCCAGCACUCAAGAUCAAAGGUCGACGGAGGGGGUUCGAGUGGGAGGGAUCCCCGUGCAGACUCAGACGUCACCGUGGCACCAAAUGCCCUCACUGCCCGGGGAUCCGGGGGUGUCAACGUCCAGCACCCCCCGGCCGAGCACUGGAUCCCUUCCCCCUCUCCCUGGGUCUGGGCCUGGUGUCACUGCUCUCAAUAUUACUCCCCCGGUCAAACAAGAACAACAUCUGGGGAAACACAUCACGUCCCUCAGCAAAACCGACUCCGUCAAAGAUGAAAUGAGUCGGAGUGAAUUAGUGUCGGACGAACCGAUCGUGGUCGUCCCCGUGUCCUGGUCCCCCGUCGAUGGACGACUGAGAAUCGACCUCGUCGAGAUCCUCAGGUCCAUUCCCCCUCCCCAUUCCUCCCGUUUCCUCUCUUCAUCUUUUGAACCCAAGCCAAAAUAA